AUGGAGAAGUUUCGGGAGGUUUUGAACUUGCACCUCAAACACCGCAACGCUCUGGGCUACUGCCUGGUGAGCCUGCUGACGGCGGGCGGGGAGCGCAUCUUCUCCAGCGCGGUCUUCCAGUGCCCGUGCAGCGCCUCCUGGAACCUGCCCUACGGCCUGGUCUUCCUGCUGGUGCCGGCGCUGGCGCUCUUCCUCCUGGGCUACGUGCUGAGCGCGCGCACCGGGCGCCUGCUGACCGGCUGCUGCGCGCGGGGCUGCGGCGCGGGGCUGCGCGGGGCCCUGGUGUGCGCGCAGAUCAGCGCCACGGCCGCGGUGGCGCCGCUCACCUGGGUGGCCGUGGCCCUGCUCGGGGGCGCCUUCUACGAGUGCGCUGCCAGCGGGAGCGAGGUCCUGGCGCGGUACCUGUGCGUGGGCCGCGACCCGCGCUGCGUCGCGCAGCUGCCGCUGGUGCCCUGCCAGGAGGCCCAGGCGCCCGACGUGAAGCAGCUGCAGAAGGAGCUGCAGAGGGAGCUCACGGCGCACUCGCAGGUGUUAGGCUGGAUCCUGAUAGCAAUUGUUAUCAUCGUCCCUCUGAUUUUUACGUCAAUCAAUCGAUGCCGGUCUCCAGUUAGUUACAUGCAGCUGAAAUUUUGGGAAAUCUAUUUGCAACAGGAGCAGCAGAUUUUUAAAAGUCAAGCCACAGAACAUGCAACGCAACUGGCAAAGGAAAAUGUCAAAUGUUUCUUUGAGUGCUCACAUCCACAGGAAUACAACACUCCAAGCAUUAAAGACUGGCAGAAGAUUUCAUCGCUAUAUACUUUCAAUCCAAAGGAGCAGUACUACAGCACUUUGCACAAAUAUGUGAACAAAAAACAGAAGAAUCAAAGUAGCACAUCUUCUGAAGAAGGUGCAACGGUUCCUGUUCUUGGCUUUGUAGAUUCAUCUGAUAUGAACAGCACUACAGACUUAUGA
Molecule: messenger RNA, 951 nt
Organism: Budorcas taxicolor (takin)
Lineage: Eukaryota; Metazoa; Chordata; Mammalia; Artiodactyla; Bovidae
Gene: CALHM6
Product: calcium homeostasis modulator family member 6
Exons: 2
Coding region: 1-951 (316 amino acids)
Molecular function (GO): monoatomic cation channel activity
Source: RefSeq, a predicted model, not a curated record